Messenger RNA from Saccostrea cuccullata (small rock oyster), 459 nucleotides. RefSeq lists its product as uncharacterized. Bases 31 to 459 code for a protein of 142 amino acids. The record is from RefSeq and is a predicted model, not a curated record. The transcript is spliced from 3 exons. Lineage: Eukaryota; Metazoa; Mollusca; Bivalvia; Ostreida; Ostreidae.
ACAAUAAAAUAACUCCUACUGGUGCCUGCAAUGUACACUACUCCAGUGAUAGGAUUAUCAAGAGAGGGGGCGUGGUGGUCACUCAGAGUGGGGGGACAUGCUCCUCCCCGGAGACCUGUACUAACUGUAACGAUGGGUUCUACUCCACAGGUCCAAAGUGUGAAAUUUGUCCACAAAUUGCAAAUUGCAACCACCGUAGAUGUACAAGUGCAGGUGACAACAUUUGCGAGUAUUGUGAUGGAGACAUUGUUUCUAAACCUUACUGGAGGGCGUAUACAUCAGCUCCUAGUAACAAAAAACAGUGUCAAAAGGCCUGUUCCUGGAGAUCAGAUAGUACGAGGUGUUACCCGGGCUCGUGUCAGGAUGAGCUGGCCUCACAGUGUCAGUGUACCAAAGGCUUUACAGGGACUCACUGUGACACAAGUAAGAAUGAUUUGUUUAAAGGAAUAUAAAUGUUGA